Messenger RNA from Cryptococcus deneoformans JEC21, 540 nucleotides. RefSeq lists its product as hypothetical. NCBI's taxonomy places the organism in Eukaryota, Fungi, Basidiomycota, Tremellomycetes, Tremellales, Cryptococcaceae. Gene Ontology annotation, biological process: 2-oxoglutarate metabolic process. The transcript has 3 exons. The record is from RefSeq and is a predicted model, not a curated record. The coding region runs from base 42 to 446 and encodes 134 amino acids.
UUCUUUCCAAACCAAUAACACCAACCGCCAGCACGCUCGAGAUGAGGCCUUCAUUACUCCUUAGGGCGACGCAUUACAAGCCCAUGAUCAAGUUCUUGGGACCGAGAAAAAAUAUCCAACAUUCGCCGCAUAAACCGGCUCCUCAUCCGUGUGCUCCUACCGAGGUUCAAGAAUCCUUCCAAUCCUUCCUCUCCAAGCUCAACUCUUCGUCGUCGCCAUCAUCGUCGCCAUCAUCGUCGCCGCCGCCGUCUUCUUCAUCGUCGAGUGGAUCUGGGGGCGCCGGAUUGUCAAGUUUGGAGAGCACGUUCAAGCCGACGGGGAAAAAGGUGGAUUACGAAAACUAUUGGGAAGCGCCGACGUAUCUGUGGGUCCAAAAGGAAGUGACAGAGAGGGAGAUGGAGUCUGUGAUGUCUGGGGGUGCGACAGAUAUUAGGACUGGACCUUGAGAUGUUUAAUCGCCAUUCCAAUGUCAAGACAUCCGAAAGGAAGGAGCAAAGGCGGACCGUUUAUCCGUGAAUGAUGAUGCAUGGGGUUCAUUUU